Yamadazyma tenuis ATCC 10573 is the source of this 1135-nucleotide messenger RNA. It is a transcript of the gene DOS2, whose product is annotated as Dos2p. The record is from RefSeq and is a predicted model, not a curated record. Gene Ontology annotation, cellular component: cytoplasm. Lineage: Eukaryota; Fungi; Ascomycota; Pichiomycetes; Serinales; Debaryomycetaceae.
AGGAGACCACCUCUAUAAAUAAUGGAAUUCGUUGACCCAGUGGUAGCACAAGAGGAAGUACCCCAAGUAGAAGUAUCCCAUGACGAGGGUAAGACUGAAAAGGCGGUGCAUCAAUUGGAAGAUGAGAUUGAUAAGGCCUAUGGAGUAGUCGAAAAGAAGUUUGCAGAUUUGUGGACUUCAGCCGCUAAGAACGCCGGUGAUUUGCAAGAAAAGUACAAGUUGGAAGAACGCAGAAACGAUAUAUUGAAACAAUUGAAUGCAGCCAAGGAUAACAUUGAUGAUAGGGCCAAAGUUUCUGAGCAUUUGGCUCAAGUCGAAUCACAAUUCAAGUCUUUGGGAGAGCAUGUUAAGGAUGUUAACCUACCAGAAUUCCAUAUUCCAGAUAUUGAUUUGAAAGGAUUGUCUAACCAGGCAAAUGUUUAUCUCGACACUUUAGACAAUACCCUUGAGCAAGUUGAAAAACAAGCGGGCCAGUACGUCAAGAGAUUUGGAUCAUUCUUGACGGGAUUUGUGUCUGUCAGUAAUGACGAUGCUAACACCGAGCUGACUUUCCAAGGGGAAAAGGAGACUUUGUUUGCCAGUCCUUUGAGUUCCAAUUCAGCCUACGGAGCUUCAAGGUACGACAGUGAUCUCUUUAAAUUGCAUACUACUCCAGAGUCAUUCUUAAAUGCCAAAGAUGAUGACAGAUUGAAGACAUUUAAAGUGGACGACAAAACCAAGGAGAUCUCAGAACUCUUGGAAAAGUACGAUUCAACUUUACAGGUGUUGAUGAAUAAGUUGGUUCCAGUACAAAUUCCCUACAAUACAUUCUGGUACAGAUACUUCAUAUUACAAGACGAAUUGAAGGAACAAGACGAGGCUAGAAAGAAGUUGCUUCAAGCCAAAGGGAAGAGCCAAGAAGAGGGAGCAGACGAUGAUGAAGAAGAUUUUACAUGGGAUGAUGAUGACGAAGAAGAAGAAGCUGUAGAUGUUGCGUCUGAAUUGAAGAAGAGUAAGGAAAAAGCCAAGAAAACUGCCAAAGUCAGCGAAAAUGAUGGAGAUGAUGACUGGGAGUAAAUCAAGAAACAUCCUCGUUGAGUGUUUUUGAUUUCCCCUGUUUGCUUAAUGUUUAUAGUGCCAAUACACUUUUUUUAAU